AUGGCACCAAAGAAAGGUGACACAAAAUCAGCUGCCAAGAAAGGCAAGUCAGAUGAGCCAAAGAAGGGCGGAAAGGAUGACAAGAAGGGAGCGAAAGAUGACAAAAAAGGUGGCAAAAAGGCUGAAGAGCCAACGGCAAAGGGUAAGGGAAAAGAUGAUGGGAAGAAAGGAAAAGGAAAGAAACCUGUCAGUGAGUCAGAAGAAAGUUCAGAAGAAGAAGAAGAGGAGGUUAUGUCCGAAGAAAAAGAAAGUGGUGACAGCGAAGAAGAGGCAAUAACCAAAAAGGCAGCCAAGGGGGAUAAAGGUAAAGGGAAGGCAGCCCUAAAAGGAGCAUCCAAAGCUAUGGCUAUGAAGCCUAAACGCUCAUCCCCUGAUAAUGAGGACGAAGUUGAUUCAAAGAGGAAGCCACAAGUUAAAAAAGGCAUGGAUGCAAUCAAUCUAAAAAAGAUGAGUGAUCUCAAAGGAGCCUCCAAGACCAUGAUGGGCUUGACUGCAGAGGGGCAAAAGAAGAACUUAGUCGUAAAGGUAGAUGCAAGAUCUCACCUUAAAGGAGCAUCCAAAAUUCUUACAGGCAUUACUGGAAAGUCUUCUCCUUUUAGCCUGCCUUCUAAACAAGCAGAGAAAGCAAAACCAAAGCGAAACCUUAAAAGUACCUCUCGCCUCUUUCUUCGACUUUCCAAAAAAAAGAAACCCCCUACUGGUAGUAAACCACUUCUUGGCAACAGCAAGCUUUUUGCUGGGUUCGGGGGGAAAUCUGGGACGGCAGACAAAAAACCUGGUCUGUCUGGUUUCGGCUUGUUUGGAAAAAAAGAUGAUGCCCCUAAAGAAACCACUUCUAAAAAGACAUUAAAUCUAUCCAACCUAGGAAGUAAAGGUAAUAAAAUGGCAUCUGAGGCAAAGGGAUUAGGAGGGAAGUUCAAAGGAAUGUUUGGAAAAAAGAAAACAGGACAAGGGUUUAAGAGUAAAAGCUGGAUGGUUGGUAGGAUGGCUGCAACAACUAACUGGUUGACUGGGAGGUUCCUGUCUUCUAUGGGUCAUGGUCGCCUUGGGGGACGAGCAGGACGACGGGGAAAAAAGAAUCUAUCCUAUGCUAGCAGGGACACCAGAGGGGGUCACACACAUUAUUACAAUGGGGCAGAGUAUGAUGAUAAUUAUGGAUAUGAAGAUGACUACCAGAACAGGUGUGGACAACAAGGCUUGGAAAGACAGGCAUUCAACUAUGACCCAACUGAUCCUUACAGAGAGCAACUAUACUAUGACGAUGAAGAGUGGGAAGAUGAGUUUGGCUACUAUGAUGACGAGGGCAACCUCUACUAUGAUGAUGAGCUUUACUAUGAUGAUGAUGUAGAUAACUAUGGUUACGCAUAUGAUUAUUAUGAUGAUGAAUAUGAAGACUACAAUGGCCAUGAAGGGGCAGAGUAUUACUAUGGAGAAGAUGGAUUUCUGUACUCUAUAGGACCAGACCCAUAUGGUUAUUAUAAUGAUGCCACAUAUGGUUUCAAUGACUCAUAUUACCCUGAGCAAUAUGUGGACUAUUUUGACCACAAUAUGGCUUCUAACUAUGGUAUGUUAAACUCAUAUGGCAUAAGAAAUGACACCUAUGAUGCAGUCUCAGGGUUAUAUAAUGGCCCAGUGCUAGCAUAUGCACAAAGUGCUCAAAUGUACAACCCUUAUCAGCAACAUGUCACCAUGAAUCCUGAGCUGAAUCCAGCUGAGACAGGACAGCUAUAUGGACAGGAACAGUUUUUUUCUCCUGUAGCUGAACCAUUUCCUUUAGAGCAGUUCAGAGUCCCAAGGCCUCAGGUUAUGUUGUUUGGAAAAGAGAGACUAGAGGUUGAACCUUUGCCACUGCCUCCACUUCAUACUCAACUCUCUUCCCAAAUGUUUGCUUCUUCCAAUCCAUCUUUGGCUCUCAACAACCAGGAAAUUCUGUCAGAUGUACAAUUUGACCAACCCAUCCCAGCAUAUCUUUCUGCACAAUCUCCUUUGCCCAUUGACAUAAAUCAGCAACUACCCACCAUUCCUCUUGGAGACUUUAUCCCAGCAGCUAUGAGCAAUCACCAAGAAUACUUUCCUUCUCCUCAGCUAAGUCAUGUCCCUUUUACCAUUCCUUCUAGUCACUUGUCCCCAUCUCCCCUACCACCUCAGUUUUACUCCCAGGUAUACCAGGUACCCCUACCACAGGACCUGCAAAUCUCACCCGGAGCCUCACAAAUGCAGCAACCAAUGUAUUCAACACUACAUUCACCAAUGGUCGCCCCUGUGUCAGUGCGAAAAAUGAGUCCCCUUCUAACUCCACAGCUCUCAUUAAGACCAGGAUCACAAAGGGAACCAGUGCAUCAUUCCCCCCAUUUCUCACCACAUCCAAUGGAGCUCCAACCAGGCUUUCGGUCAGACCCUUACUUUUCUCCUCGCCUACAUAGGCACCCUCACCAGGCCUCAAUGGCAAGCCAAAGACCCACAUCCCCAGUUGAAUGGCAGAGAACAUCAAGCCCCUCUUCCUCUCCACCACAGUAUAGGAGAGGGGUGUCAGUAAGAGCUCAACCAUCCUUGACACAAGGAAGAAGCAGAAUUGGGUUAAGCAGGGGUCCCUCCACUGUCAGACCCCAUUCUCCACUUUCUAGUCCACUGGUUUCGCCCCGAGGAUCACUGAGAAAAAGACAAAGUCCACCACCUUCCCCAAGAUUAUCUUUCAGACAGCAACCACCUCUAGAUGCAGUACAUCUGCCGCCUAUGAGACCGCAUACGUUCAAAGGGAGAAAGCAAACAUUUAUGAUGAGGCGUUCGCCUUCUCCACCACUUCCCUCUCCACAAAGACAGAGCCCAGUUCAGCCUGAAGCAUCUCAUUCUCCAUCAAAGUCAUUCCGCCCCGCUUCUCCCCAUCGUCCCCCCUCACCUUCACCAUCACGUGUCUCUGCUAAACCCCUCCCAACCCGUUCCUCUACCCGCAGGCUGAGAGGAGCUUCUGGAGUGAGAGGCCAUGUGCCUAUGGGAGCUGUGAAACCCUCACCAGCUAAUCCUUAUUUACAAAGACGCAGUAGACCUGGAUCCCCUGUAACUCAGCAAGUAGCCCCUUUUAGGUCAUCUAUACAUAGAGGUCAUGCCUCUCCUUCAGGAGGAAUAGGGUCUGGAACCACUAUGUUAGCUAGAUCAGGAUCUCGACCUGCAGGUUUUAGGAAAACCAAGCAAGCUGGUACUACCCAAGGAACCUUCCACAGACCUGUAGGUCGGGGACAGCCGCUAGUACGAAUGCCCAGAAACCAACAAUCUCUUCAGUCAAGGCAGUCAUUCAUCGCUUCUCCUGCACUGCCACCCGUCUCUCCUCAGCCAUCUGUAAAACAGAGUGGUCCUCUUUCUCCCCAGCUAUCAAUCCGUAGGCUGCAGAGUAGGCCCCCAUCCCCACAGCCUUUGCAGCGUAGAUCUCCUCUGCCCUCCCGUUCUGCCUCGCCCAUGUACCAUAUGUCUCACCCAGCUUCUCCCUUAACCGAUCGAUCAAUAAGACCCCACAGUCUAGGGCCAGCUUCUUGUCAGCCUCCUGUACCUCAGUCUAAUCUUCCUCAUGGUGUCCCCCUACUAUCAGAAAGUACUACUCAGUAUGGCUACUCCCUGAUAGAGCCAGGACCAUCCCCCAUGUUGACCAAUGCUUUACCAGGUUCCCAGGUUCUCCUUCAACAACUACCACCAUCGCCUAAUCUGGGACGUACACUCCAUAAUCCUUAUUUGCACAAUGCUGGCAAUACAACAUCUUUACAAAGAAUCCAUUCUCCCAUACCUGGAAUACAGGGAGAGGAAUCAGCUAUUGUACAAGAGACCCAGAUGGUAAACCCAUAUGGCCCUCAGGGUCUAUCCACUGCUUUGAUGCAGAAUUCUCGUUUACGCACUGCCUCAUUUUCAUCCCCUCUACAGCACAGUGCCAAAUUCCAUACAACUGUCCUGUCUCCCUCCGAAACAGCAACACCUCCAACCCCCUCCCCUCUCUCCUCGACACAUUUGUCCUCUAGUAUGCUUACAUCUCAGCUACGUAAUGCUUCUUUUGCAUCCCCUCUACAGCAAGACCUUUUCCCGGCUUCAGCCCCACCAGCUCCAGCUUCCAUCACACAUCCACAGGAAAGCAUUAGAGGUAGCUCCCCACUUUUCUCUGGAGGACUACGAACUUCCCAGAUCCAAGGGUCAAUGUUCAAGUUUCCAAGUGGUACUUUGACCAUGUCUAAGGGCCCCGUUAAAUCUACAGGUACAAAUGAUGCUGGAGGUAGUGUUGGUAAUGGAAGGCUGUCCCCCUCUGUGCUUUCCAAUGCUCUGCAGAACCCAAAUCUACGACAAGCCACGUACAGGCUACCUGAUGGCUCAUUGGUCACAAGAAAUGAAUCUGCUGAACUAGCUUCAGGUCUUUCCUCCUCCUCUAUGUUGUCCUCUGCCCUGUUAAACUCUAAUGUGCGUAAAGCUACAUAUAGGUUGCCAGAUGGAACUUUGGUUACAAGAAAAGAGCCAGUCCCUGUGUCUUCCUCCCCCAUGCUCUCCUCUGCCAUUCUUAAUGCAAAUGUCCAAAUGGCCUCUUAUCGACUACCAGGUGGAUCACUUUUAUCACGUCCAGGAGAGAAGACAGAGAGUGCUGAGAAUUCUUCAUCUUCACUUGGGCUGUCUAGUGCUCUGAUGAAUGCAAACCUCCGUAAGGCAAAGUUUCAGCUACCAGAAGGAUCAUCUCUGUUUUCAAGAAAUCAACAUCAAAGUCCUUCAAGCCCUCUCCUUUCUGGUGCUAUGUUAAACAGUACCAUCCGCGGUGCUUCUUACAGUCUCCCAAAUGCAUCAUUAUUGAGGCAGAGUGGCUGUGCUGAUACUUCUGAGCAACAUUCACUUGAUCUCUCUAAUGCUCUCCGCAACCAGAACCUCCGAUCUUCUUCCUACCGCUUGCCAGAUGGAACUCUCAUGACACGUUCUCAGGCUACUUCUUCACCUCAGUCGCUUGACCUAUCUAUGGCGUUAUCCAAAAACCCAAACCUUCGUGGGGCAAAAUACCGUCUCCCUGAAGGUAAUAUCAUGAUGCGGCUUGGGGCGCCUAGCACUCCUCAACCCCCUAAUCUUUCUGGUGCUUUACAGAAAUCUCACCUACAGGGGACCUCUUUCCGCCUACCUUCAUAUGCUGUAGUAUCACCACAUGUCCAGGGAGCUGGACCUGAACAACACUGGGCACAUGGCUCAGGAGCUGAAAGCAUACAGGAAGAUCUAGAUGUGUGGGGGGUUGAGAGAGUACUCCCUAAAGGGACAGUGCACAACCUCAACAAGUGGUCCAUGUACGGAGAUGGAGAGCUCCCUGAACACUCCCGGAGUCUAAUUAGACAAAGAGGCAAUGGGGAGGAGCCAGGGCAGUGGAAUCUUAACAGAGAAGGGGAACCCCAGGGGCAAUGGUUUGACAAGAUGUUUUCAAUCAGAAGCAUGCCCACAAUUACUCACCGGGAGUACAGGGAGGAAGAUGGUGUGGAAGAUAUGACUCAGUUGGAAGAAAUGCAUGAAGAGGGUGUUUUGCUGAAUUUAAGAAGAAGGUUUGACAGACAGCUUAUUUACACAUACAUAGGUAGUAUACUGGUGUCUGUGAAUCCCUACAAGAUGUACAACAUUUAUGGGACUGAUGUUGUGCUGCGGUACAAGGGCCGCGCUCUGGGAGAGCACCCUCCGCAUUUGUUUGCCAUAGCAAAUGCUGCUUACUCCAAAAUGAUGGAUGCCAAACAAAACCAGGUCAUAAUAAUCAGUGGAGAGAGUGGGUCUGGAAAAACAGAGGCUACCAAAUUCGUGCUUCGCUACCUGGCAGCAAUACAUCACAAGUCCAAUCCUAUGCAACAGAUUGAGAUUCUUGAGGCAGCGCCUCUGCUGGAAUCCUUUGGAAAUGCCAAAACUGUGCGAAACGAUAAUUCCAGCCGCUUUGGGAAAUACAUAGAGGUCUAUCUGGAGGAUGGUGUAAUCAGUGGUGCCAUAACCUCUCAGUAUCUACUGGAAAAGUCCCGUAUUGUCUUCCAGGCCAAAGAUGAGAGGAACUAUCACAUCUUCUAUGAGAUGCUGGCAGGUCUUCCUUCUCAGCAGAAGCAGGGGUUCUACCUGCAAGAUGCUGAAACCUACUAUUACCUCAAUCAGGGAGGGGACUGUUUGAUUAGAGGGAAGAGCGAUGCAGAUGAUUUUCGACGUGUGCUCUCUGCCAUGGAAAUCCUUCACUUCACCCCUGAGGACCAGUCUGCGAUCUUUAGAGUCCUCUCGUCCAUAUUGCACCUGGGCAAUGUUUACUUUCAGAGACAUGAGGCUGAUGGCCAGGAGGUGGCGUCAGUGGUGAGCGCACAGGAGAUCCGGGUCGUGGCAGAACUGCUUCAGAUAUCACCAGAAGGACUACAGAAAGCCAUUACUUACAAAGUUACGGAGACAAUGAGGGAUAAAAUCUACAGCCCUCUGAGUGUAGAAAAUGCCGUAGAUGCUAGAGACGCUGUUGCCAAGAUUCUGUACUCGCUUAUCUUCCAAUGGUUAACGGAAAGGAUUAACGCUCAGGUGUACCCUCGCCAACACAGCCUCUCCAUCUCUAUUCUGGACAUUUAUGGAUUCGAGGAUCUGGCUUUUAACAGCUUCGAGCAGCUUUGCAUUAAUUAUGCAAACGAAUACCUGCAAUUCUUCUUCAACAGGAUCGUGUUCAGGGAGGAACUGGAGGAGUACAGCAGAGAGCAGAUCCCAUGGCAGGACAUUACUUUCAAUGACAACCAACCCUGCAUUGACCUCAUCGCCGCUAAGCCUCAUGGGAUAUUGAGGAUUCUGGAUGACCAGAGCUGUUUUCCCCAGGCAACAGACCACACUUUUCUACAGAAAUGUCACUAUCACCAUGGCCACAAUCCGCUGUAUAUGAAGCCAAAGAUGCCGCUCCCAGAGUUCACCAUCAAGCAUUUUGCUGGUCGGGUCACCUAUCAGGUUUAUAAGUUCCUUGAUAAGAACUAUGAUCAGGUCCGACAGGAAGUUCUGGACCUGUUCAUUCAGAGCAGAAACAAGAUGGUGUCAAACCUGUUCCUGGCUCAUGCAGCCUCCCUUGGUCAGCAGAGAGGAGGCCACAUGAGGAAGAGCAGCUCAGUCACCAGGAAGUACCAGCCACCCACCGUCAGCAGCAAGUUCCAACAGUCCCUGCUGGAGCUUGUGGAAAAGAUGGAGAGGUCCAACCCUUUUUUUGUUCGCUGCAUUAAGCCAAAUAAUAUGAAGCGACCAGCCGUGUUUGAGGACGAACUGGUCAGCAGCCAGCUGCGACACUCCGGGGUCCUGGAGACCAUCAGGAUCCGCAGAGAGGGCUAUCCGGUCAGAAUGCCAUUCUACAUCUUUCUCUUCAGGUACAAGUCUCUGGUUGGGCUUAAACAGGCACCAGCAGCAAACGAAGAAAACUGCAUAAUUAUGUUGAGUAAACUGUGUCCCCUCCGACCAGGAGCCUUCUACAUUGGUGUCACUAAGCUGUUUUUAAAGGAAGACAUCUACCAGCUGUUGGAGUGCAAACGAGAGAGAUCCCGAGAGCUUGCUGCUCUCACUUUGCAGCGUUACGCCCGCAUGUUCUUUGUCAGGAAACGCUUCGCUGCCUUCCGUAAAAAAAUCAUCGGGUUUCAGGCCCAGUGCCGGGGCUAUCUUCUUAGGAAGCGCUACGUGAAAAUGAGGGAGAGUCUGGUCCGGUUCCGCUCUUAUGUGCGAAUGUAUGUCAACCGCAAACAAUAUAUCAAGAUGAAGUUUGAAGCUAAGAGAAAAGCUGAAGAAGAAAGAAGGAAGAGAGAGAUGGAGCUGACAAAGCGGGAAGUGGUUAAUGUAACACAUCUUGUGAUUCCUGCAGAACUGGGUGCUCUACUGCAGACAGCAUCAGUCAGGAGGGAGCUGCAUGCGGACUGUUUGGCCUUGCUUCAGGCUCCUCACAUCCAGGAAGAUGCUCAGCUCACUUUGCCUCUGGACAUCAACAACUACCCUUUUUACCGCUAUGUACAGGUCCACUUCAGGGAACCAAAAUUUGGGAUGCUUAUGGCCCCUCUGGAGUUACCUCUAACCAAGGUGGAGGACGACCUCAGAAAGGAGGCUCUGGAGCUUUUUAACAUGGUUUUGCGGUUUAUGGGGGAUCCUCACCUGAACGGGGCUCAGGAAAACUUGUUUGGGAAUUACAUCAUCCAAAGGGGUCUGACAUCAGCGGGUUUACGAGACGAGAUCCUGGCUCAGGUCGUCAAUCAGGUUUGGAGAAACACAAACUCUGAAAAUGCAGAGAGAGGCUGGCUGCUGCUGUUGGCGUGCGUUUGCAGCUUCGCCCCAUCACCCAAGAUGGAGAAACAUCUACUGAAGUUUGUGUCAGAUCAUGCCCCUGCUGGCUGCCAAGUGUUACUGCAGCACAGACUCAUCCAAGCCAAUCAGAAGAUGCAGCAGAGCUCAGGCUCCUUCCCCGAAGCUGUGCGGACCUAUCCACUGUCACUGCUGGAGUGGACGGCCAACAGAAAGAAGGCGAACAUUGUGUUGCACGUGCACUGCUUUGAUGGAGGAUCUUUCUUGUGUCCAGUUCAUUCUUGGACCAGCGGGGAGGAUGUAGCAGGACAUAUCCUGCGUCACAGAGGAGUUUCCGACUGGUGGAGGGGGAGUUCGGUUCUGAUGAAGGAGCACAGCCAGUGGGUGGAGUUAGCCGGUCAUGACUACGUGCUGGACCUGAUAGCGGACUUAGAGCUUCCUGUGGACUUUCCCAAGCAGAAGAGUUACUUUAUCAUCAGCACUGAUAACCCAGCUAGAGUCAGAGCUAAUGCCAGCCUCACCUUGUUAGGCAGCGGGUUUGACUCAGACGAGGACCUUCCCUCUUCCUUUCCUCUCAGCAGCAGCAGACCAGCCUACAGCCUGCCUGACUCUGAUGGUUACUACAGCCACGCAGAGUCAGAUACGUUCAGUGAUGGUCAGACCCAGAGAGGAAUGGACCGCUACCUGGACAGCCUGUUUGACCCUGUGCUAUCAGACGAUGGCAUAAACAUGGAAAAGACUGGUUUGUCUACAAGAAUGAAGGGAGGAGGAGGCGUGGGCAUCGCAGGAGAAGGUCGUGGAGAGGGGCAAACAUCUCCUACUCGGCCUUAUCCACCGGGGAUACAUCCUGGAGCCGUCCCAGUGCUGCCAGUAGCUGGAGGAAUGAUGCCCCCCAUGCCAGUCCCCUCCCAUCACCAUCACCAUGAACGACAACAGCAACAAGAGCAAGAACCAAAGCAGGCCCAGUACCACCAAUAUAACCGUCCCCAACAACCCUACCCCCUACCUUCUUCCUCCACACCCACUCCUGCCACUCGAGUAGCACCUACUCCUUCGCCCUCUCGCGCCCCCACUCCUUGGUCCACAGUUGUCACAGCAGCGGAUAAAGAAACAGAUGCAUCAUCUCAUGUCGGGGGGGUCCCGGGUCUGCCGGGGAUGCCCGCACUCCCAACGAUGCCCCCAGUUCGAGGUUUACCUGUGAUGACAGGUGUGCCAGGAUCGGAGGAGAUGGUGCUGACUCAGCAGCAACAAGCCAUCAUCAACCAGCAAGCUAUCAUUCUGGCCCAGCAGAUGACCAUGCAAGCCAUGGCGAUCCAGCAACAGAUGUUGUCUUCCUUCCCUCCUGUUGCUCCGGCCCCCCGGUCACCACCAUUACACCACCACACAAACCUGCCGCAACACUCACACACACACAGCCCUACCAAAGAGAACAGCGAGUCACACAAACCCAGCCCUGCUUCCGUUCAUCGGAAAACCAGUAUAACACAUCGGCUCCCUCCUGAGGAUGUAGUUAGAUCCAGUGUGAGCAACACAGAGCGUAUUGAUCCGAGCCACGACAUCAAAGAUAUAAUCAAACAGCACCAGCCCACAGGCACAACAUCCUCUCCUGGGUCUCCAACUCAAAGGAAAAGUGAUGGGAAGAAGUUUGCCAGAAAACCUGACCCUCAUGAUGAAGCUAUGGAAAUCCUUAAAGAUCAAAUGGCAAACCCCCCGCAACCGUCACAAAAGAAGACCCAACCAUCUCAACCUAAGGAAGAGGAAGGAGUUAAAGCUAUAAAGGUAGCCAAGCCUCGACCUGCAGAGCCAGCAACCAGCCUCAGCAUGACCCCAACCCAUCCUCCAGUCUCUAGAGAUUUACCAGUAGAAGAGGAGAAUAUUCAGACUCAACUCCACAGCAAAACCAGUGAUGAAUAUUAUACCUACUCUAAUGUCCCCUGGAAACUCUUCAUGAGGAAGGAAGUUUUCUAUCCAAAAGAGAACUUGAAUAAUCCCCUUAUCCUGGCCCUAAUGUUCAGACAGGUUGUACACGAUACCUUCUCUGAGGCUUGCGUCCGCAUCACCCAAGAAGAGAGACAGAAGAUGAAAGACCUUUUUGCCGAGAACAAAGUGGAUCAGGCUUCAGGAACGAAUGAUGAAAAUGUGAAGAAAAAAGUGGUGGCCAUGGCCAAAGACUCUUGGGAGAUCUACUUCUCCCGCCUCUUCCCCGCCUCUGGCAGUGUGGGAACAGGAGUCCAGGUCUUGUCUGUGUCGCAUAAAGGCAUCAAGCUGCUGAAGUUGGUGAAGAGCAGCUCAACUGCUUCAGACUACUUCAGAGUGCUGAGGACCUACAGCUACUCGGACAUCCUGUUUGUGUCUAUCCCAUCAAAAAACAUGUUGGAGUUCAACCUGACCAAUGAGAAGCUGAUCCUGUUCUCCGCUAAAGCGCCACAGGUCAAACAUAUGAUCGACUACUUCCUCACGGAGCUCAAGAAGGAUUCAGAGUAUGUGGUGGCGGUGAGGAAUUACAUCACUGAGAACAGGAAUUACCUAAGCUUCCACAAAGGAGACAUCAUCCGGCUCCAGCACAUGGAUGGAGUGGAGUCCGGAAAACAAUAUGGCUGCAUUGUGAAGAAAACCGUCAUGCUUCUGGAAGAGUUGAAGAGGGACACUCCAGAGUUUGGUUGGCGGUUCGGGGCUGUUUUUGGAAGGUCUGGAGUUUUCCCCAGUGAUUAUGUCCAUCCUGUGGCUGCUCCUGACUUCCUGUUUCUGCCUGCUGAGCGCGUGGAGCCUCGGGACAGGCACGGGCGGGUUGCGGCUUCAGCUGCCGUUGCUGUGGCAAUGGGCUCAGCUGUAGCUGCUCAUGAACUUGAGCUCUCCACAGAGGUUGUAAAUGAGAUGUAUGGGGACAGCUGGAGUGUCAAAAUGGAUGAGCUCCCUCUGCACAGCAAUCAGUAUUUAAUGACUGAGUUUGCCAAGAAGUACUUCAGAGAAGCCCAGAGAAACAGGAGUGAUCAGAAAACCAAAAAAGGGAAGGAGGCCAGGGACCCCGGUGAUAUGGUCAAAUUCUCCAAGUCUCCAGUCUAUGAGUCUCUGAUUGACUUCUCUGACAGUGGGAUGAACAGAGUGGCUGCUGAUAUCUCCAUAGCCAUUAUGAAGUUUAUGGGAGACUUUCCAAUGAAAGGCCAGACUGAGCAGGACCUGCUCGCUACUAUACUAAAGUUAAGUAGCGACCAUGGCCUGAUAAAGGAUGAAGCCUACUGCCAAGUGAUGAAGCAGGUCACUACCAACACCAGUUCCAAACAGGAUAGUUGCCAGAGAGGAUGGAGGCUGCUGUACAUCCUAACAGCUUUUCAUCGCUGCUCCGAUGUCAUGAAGCCAUUUCUGCUAAGGUUCCUGCAGGAUGCCUGUGACAGCCCUGGGAUGCCAUACCAAGGUAUUGCCAAGGCUUGUCAGGAGAAUCUGAAGAGGACAUUCCAAUAUGGUGGACGUGUUCAGUAUCCCAACAGUAUGGAGAUCAAAGCUAUACUGGCUGGGCGGAGCUCGAAGAGACAACUUUUCCUGCUUCCAGGUGGGAUUGAGAGGCACUUGAAAAUCAAGACAUGCUCUGUUGCUUUGGAUGUGAUUGAGGAGCUUUGCUUGGAGAUGGGACUGCAGAGAUUGGAGGCUCUGGAUGAAUAUGCAGUCUUUCUGGUAACACACAGAGGUCAGAAUGUGCGUCCCCUGAACAAGCGUGAAUACAUCCUGGACAUCGCCACAGAGGCGGAGCCAGUGGACGGCAACUACAGUCUGUGGUUUAGAAGAGUGGUGUGGAGUCUGGCUCUUAAACUUGACAAUGAGCUUUAUGUCACCAUGCACUACAACCAGGUGUUACCAGACUACCUGAAGGCUUUGCUGGGUGUAGUUCCUCAGGGUAAGCCCAGUGACCAGCAUAUGCAACAGAUUGCCAGGCUGGCCGCCCUACAGCAUCGUGCCAAGGACGCCAUCUACCUGCCCACCCUGCGCGAGGUGCAGGAAUGUGUCCCCUCACAGUUCUACAGCAAACAGGGCUCACAACAAUGGCUGAAUGUGGUAACACAGCACAUGCAGUACGUCCAGCCCUUAAACCCAUACCAGGCCCGUGCACAAUUCCUCGGUCUGGUCAGUGCCUUCCCCAUGUUCGGCUCUUCUUUCUUCUUCAUACAGAGUUUGAGCUCUUCGUCUAUCCAGGCUCCGUGCAUCCUGGCUGUGAACCUGAACGGACUGCACUUUCUUAACAAGGACACCCACGACGCCAUGGUACGUUUCCCACUGAAGGAGGUACAGUCAACUCGCACCCAGAGACCAACUUCAGGCUCCAGUUACCCAUAUGUAGAGAUCAUGAUCGGAGACCUGCUCAACCAGCGAAUCACACAGCUGCAGCUGGAGCAGGGCCUCGAGUUGUGCCGAGUCAUUGCCAUGCACAUGGAGAACAUGCUGUCAUUCAGAGAGAAGAGACUCACCUUGCCACCAAGUGAAAUCACUCUGCUAUAGCACAGAAAUCCAGAUGGUUGCACACAGAGAUCACAGUUUAACGCCUCAUGAGUGCACUAUAUCUACCUCUAAAAUGUUUUAAUAUUUUCAUAUUUUUAUACUCUUUUAUUUUAUCCUUGCUUAGCACUUAAUGGAUGAAAUGUUCCCAUUUUACCGUCACGAUAAAAUACUAUUGUAUUAACAAUAAUGUGUGUUUAUUAACAUCAGUUUGUACCCAGCAAAGGAAGAAGGUCCUCUUGUUGCUGUGCAAACUGUUUUCCUGGCAGUUUACCAUUAUACAAAAAAAAUGAAUAUGUGUAAUUGAACAACAAACAUGUUUAACCUUAUCUUACCUGCUACAUUAGCAAAUGGUUAUGGUUUGACAUCAUGCACUGUCUUUCAUUAAACUUGCAUUACCCUCAUAAAUUCGAGAUGAGGUGUUCUUCUGGUUUAUGUGGGGAUUCAUUGCUAUAUAAGAUAGAAGCAAGAGAAGGCCAUCAAAGAAAUUUUUUUUUCCUCUUUGCCAUGUAAGCAAAGCCGAAGUACUCAUCGGAUAGUCGUAAAAAAGGGGCAGGUUUUGGUAAAUAAGGUUUGAAGCCACAGGAAUAGAUAGUUUGCACUCAAUAAAUGUUUAUUAGUACAAUGCAUAUUUUCUAAAUGAUUGUUCUCUACAACUAAUGUAUUUGAACAAUGCUGAACAUUAAAGGUCGUAGUAUAACCUC
This is a messenger RNA of Girardinichthys multiradiatus, 13448 nucleotides long. RefSeq names its product unconventional myosin-XV-like. NCBI's taxonomy places the organism in Eukaryota, Metazoa, Chordata, Actinopteri, Cyprinodontiformes, Goodeidae. Gene Ontology annotation, cellular component: cytoskeleton; myosin complex. The coding region runs from base 1 to 12747 and encodes 4248 amino acids. The record is from RefSeq and is a predicted model, not a curated record. Gene Ontology annotation, molecular function: ATP binding; protein binding; cytoskeletal motor activity. The transcript has 66 exons.